Messenger RNA from Paralichthys olivaceus (Japanese flounder), 4706 nucleotides. Lineage: Eukaryota; Metazoa; Chordata; Actinopteri; Pleuronectiformes; Paralichthyidae. The record is from RefSeq and is a predicted model, not a curated record.
CAGACCAGUAGGCGGCUCCUCGCGCUCUCUCUGCUCUGAACCGUCUCGCGCUCCUCGCGCUCCGCUGUCCCGGUUGUCAGGGCACCUACAGUCAGUGACUCCGGCUCGCGCGGCGGUGACAGCUCUCACUCCGGCUCCUGUCGGAUUUUUUGGUUCCGUCGUGUGGAUGGAUUUGUUUUCACUGGCGGACAUUUAACCACCAAAACGCAGUACUGAGGCUUGUCCCGCUCUGACACGGUGACUCCAGACAGACUGGCUGAGAGACGCUGAAAAAAGAAGUGGGCCGAUAAAGAGAUAGGAGGACAGAAGGAGAAGUAGAACCUCUCGCAGAGUGGUGGCCAGAGUUACAGAAGAGCACAUGACGAGGGCAAACGGCUUCACAGAAGCAUCCUGACCGGUAGCCUUGCUCCUGCACCCGACCACGCGCCCUGCAGCUCCAGCGAGCGGGCAUCAGAAGGAAGGAAACGUGCGACCGCUCCUCCUGCAGGCAUGAGGUCCUUCCGUUCCUUCAGUAACGAUGAUCGCCAUGUCAUGGCAAAACACUCCACCAUCUACCCCUCCUCUCAAGAGCUAGAGGCAGUUCAGACGCUGGUGUCCACUGUUGAGUGUGCCCUCAAACAUGUCUCCGAUUGGCUGGAUCAGAGCAGAAGUGACGUCGACAGCCAACCAGCAGACAGCACAGAGGAGGAUGACCCUGGCGAUGAGCCCAGCGAUGAAACAGUGGAAUCCAGUAACAGCUGCAGGGAGUCCAGCAGCGGUGGCGUGCUGUGUGGUGUGAUGAGGAUCGGCCUCGUGGCCAAAGGCCUCCUGGUCAAAGGCGACAUGGACCUGGAGCUGGUGCUGAUGUGCAGAGACAAACCCUCACAGACAUUGCUGGACACUGUCUGUCACAAUUUACCCACACAGAUCGAGAAGCUGACAGAAGAGAAAUACGAAGUCACAAGCUCCUCGCCCGAGGCAGCCAUCUUGGUACAAACUACGACAGAACCCAAACUCACGCUGAAGAUUACUCUCACCUCACCGGCCAUGAGGGAGGAUGAGGAAGAAGAGGAGGAGGAGGAGCAGGAAGAGGAGGAGGAGGAGGAGCAGGAAGAGGCAGUGGAGAACGGGGAGGAUGGAGAAGAAGAGCAGGAGGAGGUGCAGGAGGAAGUGCAGCAGGAGGAAGAGGAAGAGCAGGAGAAGAACGGGCAAGUGUUGGGUGCUGCUGCGCACAGAGUGGAGGCUGAGGAGGAGGAGGAGGGGGAGGUGCUGGAUAGACACAGAUGUCUGUUGGCCCUGGCAGCGCUGCGACACGCCAAGUGGUUCCAGGCUCGAGUGAACGGACUCAAGUCCUGCGUAAUUGUUCUCAGGAUACUUAGAGACAUGUGCAAUAGACACCCUGUCUGGGAACCUCUAAAAGGAUGGCCCUUAGAGCUCAUCUGCGAGAAGGCAAUUGCCACCUGCAACAGACCUCUCGGAGCAGGAGAAGCCCUGCGCCGAGUCAUGGAGUGUCUGGCUUCAGGCAUUCUUCUAUCAGGUGGUCCAGGUUUACACGACCCAUGUGAGAAAGAGCCAACGAACACACUUGCCAACAUGACAGACCAGCAGGCUGAAGCCAUUACCUACAGGGCACAGCAUGCUCUCAGACUCAUGGCAUUCGGACAGAUCUAUAAGGUGUUGGAGAUGGACCCUCUCCCCUCAAAUAAACCAUCACAGAAAUACCCCUGGUCUGAUAAAGAAGGCUUGGGUUUGAAGAGGCCAUACGAGGAUGGAUUUAUGGACGACAAGGACCUCAUUAAGAAGAUGAAGAGGAAUCUGAGGAAAGUCUUGGACAGCAAAGCCAUAGACUCCAACCAGCCAAUGAACGCCCUGAUGCGGCUGAACCAGAUCCGGCCGGGGCUUCAGUAUCGCCUGCUGUCUCAGUCGGGCCCGGUUCACGCUCCAGUCUUCACCAUGUCUGUGGAUCUGGAUGGAACCAUUUACGAAGCAUCUGGAUCGUCCAAGAAGACGGCCAAGCUCCACGUCGCUGUCAAGGUUCUCCAGGCGAUGGGUUACCCGACAGGAUUCGACUCAGACCUGGACCCCAUGAGUUCAGAUGAGAAGUCGGACGGUGAGGGAAAGAGCGAUACGUCCUCACAUACGAGCAAUAACCCAACUCACUCCUCGGACAGCUCCAACACACUGGAGGUGCGAACUCAGGGUCCCAUACUGACAGCAAGUGGGAAGAAUCCCGUCAUGGAGCUGAACGAGAAGAGGCGAGGCCUCAAAUAUGAGCUCAUCUCUGAAAGUGGAGGCAGCCAUGACAAACGUUUCAUCAUGGAGGUGGAGGUGGACGGGCAGAAGUUUCGUGGGGCAGGCCCCAACAAAAAGGUAGCAAAGGCCAGUGCUGCUCUAGCUGCCCUGGAAAAACUCUUCUCUGGUCCCAACGCAGCUGCAAACAAGAAAAAGAAGAUUUUGCCUCAGACGAAAGGAGCCCUGGCGGCGGCGGCAGCGGCCUCAGCAGUAGCAGCUCAGGUCGCCAGAGGAAGAGGAAGAGCAGCACUCGCGAGAGGAGCCUUCGUCAGUGCAGCUGCACCUGGAUACGUCACGCCAGGCUUCGGGACACCAUAUGGCUACAGCCCUGCUGCAGCAGCUGCUCCUGCAUACGGGGGACUUUUCAUUGACAAUCCCUUCUACCAGCCGCGGACCAUCGCUCCAUUUAUCAUCCAUCUGGGCCCCCAGGAUCUCUUCUCUGACUUCUAGAGGAAGCAGGUUGUUGGAUACUCUUGUCACUCACAUGCCCACCUGUUUUUCUGUCCGUCUGGGUGGGCUGCCUUUCUGACCCCGGCCGACGGACUCACGGAUUCUUAACAGUUUUUGUUUGAUCGGUCUACUGGGGGAAAAUAAAACUUCAGUUUGGCGACAGCGGCAGAACUGUAAAACCCGCAGACCGAGCGGCUCAAAGCGCCUCUCUCCCAUUUUCUCUCCUCUCCAUCCAGAUUGUCUCGUCGGAGGAGGGAGACUUUCCAAUAAGCAAUACUCGGAUUUUACGGAAAAUGUUCAGCUGCGACUGUGCGAGGCUGAGCUGAAGUCUUUCUUAUAGCAAUACAUCUGAACUUGUCUCUCUGAGCUCAACUUACUUGAGAAGAUGUGAAUGUUCGAUGGAGUUUUACCCAACGCAGCGUUGCAAUAGUUCAUUUUGAUUGUAUAUUCAUUGUAUGUGUGUGUACGUGUGGCUAUAACGUUACUAUAUACACAUAUGUAUGGUGUAUGUUUCUAUAAUGAUGUGUUGAUGAUAAUAUUACUAUACGAUGAUGUAUUUAUGUAAAUACUCUAUAAAAUAUAACUAUUGUUGGUAUAAAUUAUUUUAGAAUUAUAAAGUGAAAUCUAACUAAUAUCACAGUAUAGCUUUCUUCCAAUUUUAUAUACACUGAGCAAUUGAAGCUAGUUCUAGAAGAUGCAAUAUUAUCUUUGGUAUUCCUAUUAAGCCGUGCUGUUAGAAUUAUAAUGCUUCCUUCCUUCCUUCCUUCUUUCUUUCUUUCUUUCUUUCCUUCAACCUUUCCUCUAUCUUUGAUGUCUUUCUGAGCACAUUCUCCGCUGCCCGAGGUUUGUUUACAUGGCCUGGACAAAGAAGUGCUCACACACUCAUGACCUGAUCCACACACACACUUCACAUGUCAGAAAGCACAUUUUCUAUAGUCUCACUGCUGGCAGGGAAUACUGUUGUUACAAAUACUAUAUGUGUAUAAUAUGUGUAUACUCUGAUGUACAUGCUCCUCCCUUCUAACAUGAACAGACUCACCCAUCGACACACUCGCCUUAGGGACACAAAGCACAGCUCAAUGACACCGCUAAAAGCUCCUCCCUUCUGCAAACACAUUCACACACUUCUCUCCAUCCUCCUCUGACCCAUCUACACUUUGGAAGUGAUGCUGCUGGUGGCAUGAACACAAACAGGCCAAGUUAACACAGUGGGACAGACACCAGAUAAACUACUGGCAAACUAAAGAUAAAGCCCGGCUAAAAAUUUAAAGUGCAGGACAUUGAAUUGGAUUCAUAUGCUCCCGUCUCUUAUUAUUUUCCCCAAACUGAUUUCUCCUGUAGCAUUUAAGGGGAUUUAUGUGGGUAGACACAUUUCAGCGGUUGUUGACAUCACUGAAUAGAUGUUUUGAAGCUUAUAUUAGUGUUUUACCAUGUGAUGCCUUUGCCACAAGAUCUGAGCAAAGAAGAUAAAGCCUGGUUAGACCCAAGAUCCAUGUUUCAGUGACCAAGGCUGCCUGUGACCAACUGAGGAAAAGAUACCUAAAGAUAAGAAAAUGUACCAGAAGCUCCUUCAAAAGCCUUAAAGACUCUGAAGACUCAGUGUCAAAGGAUCAUUAAACACAUCUGAAUAAGAAACAAAGUUCAGCGUGAAUAAUCAUAGUUAUCAAGUAGAGUUAAACAUUCAGUUCAUCUGUUUCAGUUGGACUUGUUCUGUUCCUGGAUGAUCGGCGUUGCCAACUCCUGAUUGGUUCAUCUGUUGUGACAUCACUUUUGUACAACUGAACCUUUCUCGGGUCAAGUUAGUGAGCAAAGCAAAGAACAAACACUUGAGUAGAGCUUAUUCUCAUGUUCGUGUGAGACCCCGUCGCUUAUAAAUGGAAACUGAUUGUAAAAAUGCCUUUUCAGAGCCUUCAGUGUGAUUUUUAUGGAAUGAUUUUCAUGAUGACACCGGUAACCACAUGUGAGGAAGAAUUCAUUCAAUUCUG